Theileria annulata is the source of this 279-nucleotide messenger RNA. RefSeq lists its product as uncharacterized. The transcript has a single exon. The record is from RefSeq and is a predicted model, not a curated record. Lineage: Eukaryota; Apicomplexa; Aconoidasida; Piroplasmida; Theileriidae. The coding region runs from base 1 to 279 and encodes 92 amino acids.
AUGGAAUUAUUGAAAUAUUAUAAUAGAAUAAAAAGAUUUGAUAAGAGAAGUGGUUUUUUUACACUUGGUAUACCAAGUUUAACAGUUAUGUUAAGUAUAAUAAUUACUGGUACAUUUCUUAUUGAUAAACAACUUGAAUUGAAAUAUUUAAGAGAACAAAGUGUAACUUCAAGAGAACAAACUUUAAAAGAAGAACAUGAAGAAAUGAUUAAAAUGUUAAAUAAAGUCAUUCCAACACAAAAUUUAAAUAAUUCUAUACCAAUACCACAAUCUGAUUAA